ACCACGUCCACGAUACAGUAACAUAUCGAGCCAUCAGCAUGGGACGACACGCCAAUCCUGACAUCAGACGCGCCUUUCAAGAGUUCCAGGACAGCGACACGCCGUCCAAGUGUAAUAAGGUGCGAUGUCUGCACUGCGGCUUCGUGCGCGCGAAGAACACGACCCGCCAGAUUGAGCACCUCCAGGAGUGUCAGGCCUACCUCAACUCGCCAGAUGCCCAGGUGCACCUCGUACCAAAUGCCCAAGGCACUCCCCUCGAGCAGACCAUGCCGCAGGCCAGCUCCCAAGGCCCCGGCAUCCUCAACGGCCAGCACCCAAACCCGAAUCUGCAGGUCCAUCGUCGCGGUCCCAACACCAAACGCUCGCGCGACGGCCAGCCCAUCGCCCCUCAUGUGCAGCUGCACCAGGCCCCGAUCGCGCCCUCGCUGACCGCACACCUCCUCACCAUCUGCCAUUCGCAGUUCAACCAGGCAACCCAGCAGCCCUUCCUCUCCCACGCCGGCUGCGGGUCGCUCGCCCCCGGGCCUCUCUCGCAAUGGCUGGUCCAGGACGGGCACUAUGCGCGAGGAUACGUGCGCUUCGUGGGACAGCUGCUGGCUAAGAUCCGUCUGCCGCAGACUCAGAACUCGCAAUUCCACCCCAUGUACCGGACAAUGGACCUUCUGAUCUCUGCCCUCAACAACAUGCGCCGUGAGAUGCAGUUCUUCGAAAUAACCGCGACUAAAUACGGUCUCACCCUCAGCCAGGACCCGCCUACGCCCAUUACCCGCGCUCUCCUGGAUCUGUUUGUAAGUGCCAGUAGUUCAAGCGCCUCUCUUCUUGAGGGCAUGGUGGUUCUGUGGGGAACUGAGCAUUGCUACCGCUCAGCCUGGCAGUAUGCCUCUUCCUUCAGCACUUCCCUCUCCACACCCAGCACCGAUUCCCACAUCAUCGCCCUCCACCAAGCCCUGAUCCCAAACUGGACCUCCCCUGCAUUCAGCAAGUUCGUGGAUGCAACCCGAGCCCUCGUGGAUGAGCUUGCUAACAUCACCACCACACGUGAUGGAAAGGAAGAGAUGACGCGCUGCGAAGAGAUCUUCCGACAGAUAUGCUGGCUCGAAGAACGCUUCUGGCCCGAUGUUGACGGUAUGGGCGAGGAAGACGAGAGCGCUCGGCUUGGCCCUACAAGUCUCGGCCCUACAAGUCUCGGCCCGAUCAGCAGUGGGGUUGGUGGCAUGGACAGCGGUAUGAACGGUCCUGGAAUGAAUGGUCCGGGAAUGAACGGCUCAAUGAACAACUCUGGAAUGAACGGGCCUGGAAUGAGUGGCCCUGGGAUGGGUGGCUCUGGAAUGAAUGCCCCGGGGAUGAACAACCAAGGUAUGAACAGCAGCAGCAUGAACGGUCCAGGCAUGAACGGUGGUGAUGGCACGCCUGUGGGUGAUGGUCGAAACAGCUUCGGUCUUCCGAAUGGCAGUGGCCUUGACGGGGUUGGCCAGACCUCCUAACCAUCAGCGCCGUGGAUCUCUUUGCCCUGGUGGCACAUCGAAGUUACGCUCAUUUUGCUUUAUUCCCUGCUCUAUUCCCCCGCGAACUGGAUGGCCUCUUUCCAUCCCAUGAUUUCCUACAGAUCAGCGUCAAGGGCGGUGGCUCCCUGGUGGCAGUGUUGUAUUUCCUGGCAGUGGGUAUUUGGGAUAUCAACUUGUAAUGAUUUAGGGCGGUUGCCUUCUGUAUGUAUGGAACCUUUCUCUCCUACGCUGGGAUGAUAUAGGCUAUAUGGAUAUGUUGUACGUCCUGGGUGUUUUGCUCUCCAAAAUACUUUUUAUUAGGACCGUGUACAGCAAGUACCCCAAUG
Messenger RNA from Lindgomyces ingoldianus, 1831 nucleotides. RefSeq names its product heme oxygenase-like protein. The record is from RefSeq and is a predicted model, not a curated record. Lineage: Eukaryota; Fungi; Ascomycota; Dothideomycetes; Pleosporales; Lindgomycetaceae. The coding region runs from base 39 to 1484 and encodes 481 amino acids. The transcript is spliced from 3 exons.